AUGACAACAGCCGAUAACAUUGAAAAAAAUUCAAAUGAAAAAUUAUAUGAUAUAAUUAAUCGAAAACUAGAAAUCUUAUCAACAAUAAAAUUCGCUGCUUAUCGUGUUGCUUGUAAACUUCGUGUAUUACAAAAAUAUUUAAAAUUAAAUCAUAUUGAUUAUAAUGCUCUUGUACGAACAUUUAAUACACAUCAAAUACAAUUUGGUGUUGAAAUAAGAAUAAUAUCAUUUAAUAAUGCACGAAAAGUUUUAACAGCUAUUUAUCAAUUAAUUUCAUCGUACCAUUUUAAUCAAUACAGUAUUGAUGAAACUGUUGAAACAUUAUUGAUAUUUUUAUGUGAAAUUUUCAAUGUAACAUCAGAUGAAGAUUUCGAUUUGAAUGCAUUUAAAAUAAUUCUUUUUGCAUUAUCAAAUGCAAAAUUACCAGAAAAAUAUCGAUGUUUUUUUCGACAAAUAACAUCACCAAAUGUAAUUGCAUCACAAAUUAAAUUAACGGAGCUUUUUCAAAUACUUCUCAAAUUACCUAAUUAUUUUGAUGAUGUCGAUUCAUUUUAUAUGGAUAAUAUACCUGCUUGUGUUCAAAGUUGUCUUGAUCAUACACAUGAUGGUAUUAUUCGUGAAGAUAUAUUUGUUAGUUGGAUGGGUCGUGAACCACAGACAUUAGUAUGGUUACCAACAUUACAUCGUUUAAUGGCAACUGAAUCAAUUCGUCAUGAAGCACAAUGUAAUACUUGUAAAGCAUAUCCAGUUGUUGGCAUGCGUUAUCGAUGUCUUCGAUGUUUUAAUUAUGAUCUGUGUCAAACAUGUUUUUUUACAGGUGAUCAUGCAAGUAAACAUGAUGGAUCUCAUCCAAUUGAAGAAUAUUGUAAACAAGUCACACCAUUUGAAGAUUUGAAAGCAUUUUUUGAAUUUAUUAAACUUAAAGUUGGUAAAAAUGAACUUAAACGUAAAGAACGUUAUCUUACUAUUGAUCGAUCAAAAUCAUUUACUGAUGCACCAAUUCAUCAAUCUGAUCAAUUAUUAUCCACUAAACAUCAUUCAUUAAAUCGUCAAGAUCAAAAAACUAAAAAAACUCAAUCACAAGAUGUGUUUCGUCCUAUACCAAAAACUGAAACAAAUGAAUCAUUAUCAGAUAAUGAAGAACAAACUCCAUUAGCUGGUUAUGAUAAUGUUCCAAUCGAUGAAAAAAAGAAAUUUAAAAAAACUGAAAUUUCAUCAAAUAAUACACAAAAGAAAAAUAAUUAUGUAAAUGUCGACGAAAACACAAUUUCAUCACCUAAGAAAAUACAAAUACCAGAUGAUGAUGUACCAAUACUUAUGCCUAAACAACAUAAACCAAUGAAUAAAGCUUCAUUAACAAAAAAAUAUACAGAUGAUCAUUAUCAAUUACCAUCUAAGGAAGAAGAUGAUGAUGAAUAUCGACCACCAUUACCACCAAAAUUACGUCAUCAAAACAAUACGUCUCAUGCGCUUGUUUAUGAUUUUAUUGGUAGUGAAUUACAAGAAUUACGUGCAACUCUUGCUCAAUUCGAUGGUAAUUCAUCAGGUAUGUUAAAUAUCAGUAGAGCGCCGUUGGUCGAAUGA
Molecule: messenger RNA, 1584 nt
Organism: Adineta steineri
Lineage: Eukaryota; Metazoa; Rotifera; Eurotatoria; Adinetida; Adinetidae
Source: the annotation of a GenBank genome assembly